Molecule: messenger RNA, 1230 nt
Organism: Didymella exigua CBS 183.55
Lineage: Eukaryota; Fungi; Ascomycota; Dothideomycetes; Pleosporales; Didymellaceae
Product: curved DNA-binding protein
Exons: 3
Coding region: 1-1230 (409 amino acids)
Source: RefSeq, a predicted model, not a curated record
AUGGCUGAGGCACAGGCAGUCGACUACACGCUCGCGAACCCGGAUACCUUGACCAAGUACAAGGUCGCCGCCGAUAUCUCCCAGAAGGUUCUCAAGGAAGUCUCCGGAUGGAUCUCUGAGGGUGCCAGCAUCGUCGAGCUCUGCGAGCGCGGUGACAAGCUCCUCGACGAGGAGGUCGGCAAGGUCUACAGGGGAAAGAAGAUCGCCAAGGGAAUCGGACACUGCACCACCAUCUCUCCCAGCUCCUACGUCACACCCUACACUCCUCUCAAGUCCGAUGCUGAGGAGUCUGAGACCAAGCUGAAGGCCGGCGAGGUUAUUAAGAUCCAGCUCGGUGCUCAGAUCGAUGGCUUCGCUGCUAUUGUCUGCGACAACGUCGUUGUUGGCGGCGAGAUCACUGGCGAGACCGCUGAUCUUCUGCUGGGUACAUACUACGCAAACGAGCUCCUCCUGCGGUUGAUGGUUCCUCCUGGGCUUGUCGCUCAUGGUGAUGAGGAGGAACAGAAGAAGAACGCCGCUCGCAAGCCAUACACACAGAGCCAGAUGACCCAGAUGCUCGAGAAGGUCGCUAAGGCCUACGGCCUCAACGUCGUCGAGAGCACCACCAUCUGGCAAUUCGAGCACAACGAGAUCGAGUCCAAGAAGAAGAUCAUCCUCUCCCCCGGAGAGGGUGUCCGUGGUGACGGUCUUCCUGACGUUGGCGAGGUCUGGGGUGUCGAGAUUGGUCUGUCGCUCGGAAGCGGCAAAGUCAAGAACAACGGCAACAGGACCACCCUCCACCGCCGUACAGCCAACACUUUCGGUCUCAAGCGCCCCACCUCAAGACAGCUUCUGUCUGAGGUCGUCAAGAGGUUCGGCACUUUCCCCUUCUCUCUUCGCCAGAUCGAGGACGAGAAGGUUGCCAAGGUCGGUGUUGUUGAGUGCGUACGUGGUGGCGUUCUCCGACAGUACGAGGUCGUUGUCGACAAGGACAGCAAGCCCGUCGCCAGGCUGUUUUCCACCAUCGCUGUUACCAAGAACGGUGUCCAGCGUCUGGCUCAGCCCCCUGCUCUUGAUCUCGAGAAGGUUAAGUCUGACAAGAAGAUCGAGGACGAGGAGAUCCUCAAGAUCCUUGAGCAGCCCAUUGGAAAGACCUCCACCAAGAAGAACAAGAAGAAGAAGAAGAAGCCCGCCAAGAAGGCCGCUGCCGGCGAGGCUGCCGCUGAGGAGGAAGAGAGCGACGACGAGUAA